CUUCGUACAUUGCGUUCCGUUCACUUCACCUCUCACUCAGCAAACCUCCUGCAGCCAGUGACCACGCUUCUCCUCGACUCCACACACUGAACCCAGCGAACAUGUUCUGCAGGCGGGCAUUGCAGCGCUUCGGACCCCUGACUCAAAGGGCAGCCAAUCCGUCACUCCGAAAUGCGGUUCCCGUGCGACACAUGGCCUUCGGCAUCCCCGGCUCGUCCAACAUGGCGUACUUUGUCAUGUGUGGAGGCGGCCUCACGGCGGCCAUGGUCUAUGCCUACAAGACAGUAAACGGAGACAGUGAGAGGUACAACGACAGACUGGCAGAAAUUGCCGCCCCAAAAGAAGCAGCUCCAGAGGCUGAGCCCACACCAGCAGCUCCAGAACCCGCUGUUGAGGCAGUCGCAGUAGAGGCCGUCACAGUCGAAGCUGUCGAGGCCGUCACAGUAGAGGCCCUAGCCGUAGAGGCUGAACCCGCAGCAGUGGAAGAGGCGGUGCCCGCGGCCGUCGAGGUGGUGGCGGAGGCUCCGGCGGCCGAGGCUGUAUCGGAGACCGCCGCCGAACCCGCCCUGGAGGCCGUCGCCGUGGAGGCCGUUCCUGAAGCAGCCGCUGUUGUCGAAGAGGUGGCGCCGGCGGAGUCGGUCGUCGAGUCCGCUGAGCCCGCGGUGGAAGAGGCCGCCCCCGCCGCCACAGAGGUGGCUGACUCGGUCGAGGUCGUCGUCGUGGAGGAGGUGGCUGCCCCAGCGGAAGCCGCCCCGGUGGAGAGUGAGGGUACAGUGGUAGUAGAGGACACCCCUAGCCCCGUUGAGGUCGCCCCGGAGGCCGACGCCGCCGCCACCAUCGUAGCGGCGGCCUAAAGCGCGGGCCCAGCCCCAGUAGUGCUGUAGUUAGCUGUGCUUUCCUAAACUCUCUUCCCAACAAGGUGGACUGGAGGGGAGAGUCCCAAAGGGCGAGGGGAAACUUGUAGUCACACACGCCGAAAUGCAUACCUGCUGCUGACAUUCAGUCUGGUAAAUGGGCCAUUUAAAUGCCUCACUCUUGAACAUCUUUUAAAAAGAUGGUUUCAAGUACUUUACUGAUUUUCUGUCCGUGCCUUACUAUGGGCCAAGGACGAAGGCCUACUACCCCCUGUUGUCUUUGUCGUUGUUGGGAGUUGUGAGUUUUGUUCCUUUGCAAUAGGAGUCUUAAGCCAACCCAAAUGCCAGUUCCUCGUGUUAUCUGAACUGGUUCACUGAUGGGAGGGUGUAAAACUUCGUUUCAGAUGAUAUUUCAUUGUUCAUAAAUGUGUAUUCCUGAGUCAUGUUUAACUUGCAAUUAGUUCAACAUCUGUCAGUUAUUCUGUUUGAAUAGCAAUCACCUUUUCUAGAAUGAUUCACUCCAAUUUGAAUAUGACUGUUCAUUUCAUCCAGCAUCACCCCUCAUUCUCAAUCUUCAUUGCAUUUUUGUACUUGGAACUUGGACAUGCCAAGUGGAUGAUGAGGAAAGAAGUUAUUCAAUAAAGAAUUGCUAAUAA
Messenger RNA from Gadus macrocephalus (Pacific cod), 1510 nucleotides. RefSeq names its product cytochrome c1-like. Gene Ontology annotation, biological process: anterograde axonal transport. The transcript has 4 exons. The record is from RefSeq and is a predicted model, not a curated record. Gene Ontology annotation, cellular component: mitochondrion; mitochondrial outer membrane. NCBI's taxonomy places the organism in Eukaryota, Metazoa, Chordata, Actinopteri, Gadiformes, Gadidae. Bases 102 to 854 code for a protein of 250 amino acids.